Trichoderma aggressivum f. europaeum is the source of this 1611-nucleotide messenger RNA. RefSeq lists its product as uncharacterized. The record is from RefSeq and is a predicted model, not a curated record. Gene Ontology annotation, biological process: inosine biosynthetic process; adenosine catabolic process. Bases 1 to 1611 code for a protein of 536 amino acids. Gene Ontology annotation, molecular function: adenosine deaminase activity. Lineage: Eukaryota; Fungi; Ascomycota; Sordariomycetes; Hypocreales; Hypocreaceae. The transcript has 4 exons.
AUGCCCGCCAGUUCACUCCAGCAAUCCGGGCCAUUUGAGUCCUUGGAUCAUUAUCUCAAGGCUCGAGAGUCGCUUGUCAACUCUGAGAAAGCCCAUGGAUAUGAAGGUUUGGUCAAAAGGACAACUCUAGAGGCGACAGCCGAAGAUAUUAUUCAGCGCCUCAAAGAGUGGGAAGAGAAAAAUGUCUACGGUAUCAAGAGUGAUGGCUCUGGACACGAAGCUGGCCACCGGUUUUUCCAUGGCCUAGAUCUUGUUCCAGAUAGCAAACUAUUCGAUAUUGCUACAAAAGCUCCCAAAGGCUGUCUUUUGCAUUGCCACUAUGACUGCCUUCUACCUCCGGAGACUGCCCUUAGCGAUGCUAGGAACCAACCGAAUCUCUAUAUCAAAUGCGAUGUUCCACUCGUCUCGGAGGGGCUCUUUGCUUAUGCUUUGCCUCAAUUCGACGUGUUCAGUCAAGAUAUACAUCUAACUGAAUCCACCAAUCUGUUCAGCAAGGCAUAUGUCGCUGGAUCUUGGAUGCGAUAUUCCGACUUCUUGAGCAAGUUUCCAGGUGGAGCAUAUAAGGCAGAAUCAUGGCUCUAUAAGCGGAUGGUCUUACGGCCGGAUGAUGCCUAUCAUCCUAAGCAGACAGUUAACGGCAUCUGGCAACAGUUUAUUCGGGUGGUCACAGUUAUCCGAUCCAUGUUCGGCUAUGAGACGGCUUACAGGGAGCAAUUUAGAAGAGUGCUGUGGAAAUUUGCCCAAGAUGGUAUCAUGUAUGCCGAGAUUCGAGUAGCUCUCAAUUAUAGGUUUUCCAUCAAAUCCGAUGAUGGCACUCGAGAACUCAAGCAGAAGGAAGCUUUGGAGAUUUUCCAGCAGGUGUUGAGAGAAGAAGUUCCAAAGAUACACGCCGCGGGGCAUGCAUUCUACGGUGUCAAGGUCAUAUACGCAUGCAUGCGAUCUUCGUCUAGAGAAGCCAUGCUUUGGUGUAUGGAUAACUGCAUCGAAAUGAAGCAAUUGUUCCCAGACCUCAUUUGCGCUUUUGAUAUGCAGGGACAGGAAGAUUCAGGACACCCGCUUUCUUACUGGGUUUCUGAUCUUCUCGCGAUGCGUGCUAAAAUUACAGCGCUAAAUCUCGAUCUGCCAUUCAUAUUCCACGCCGGCGAGACGCUUGAUCAUGGAGGAGACACCGAUUCCAAUUUGUAUGAUGCUAUCCUAUUAGAUACGAAGCGCAUCGGACACGGUUUCAGCAUCACCAAGCACCCGCUUCUCAUGCAAAUUUGCAAGGAGAAGCAGAUUGCCAUUGAGACGUGCCCCAUUUCUAAUGAAGUCUUGGGAUUAGUCCCGACAACAAAGUCCCAUCACCUGCCCGUUCUCUUGGCCAAUUGUGUUCCUUGCACUGUCAACAGCGAUGACCCUGGAUCAUGGAAAGCGAGUAUGCUGUCUCAUGAUUUCCAUCAAGCGAUGAUGAGUAGUGAAAACAUGUCGCUCAUGGGUUGGCGGACUCUCGCCGAAUGGAGCAUCUCCUAUAGCUGCGUCGAUGCAGAGACAAAGGAGAAGAUGCUAAGCGACUACGGCAAAAGAUGGGCAGAGUUCUGUCAGUGGAUUGUUGAUGUAUAUGGAAAAGCCUAA